ACACUGCACACGAUACCCUGCAGUCGGAUCGGCGAAAUAGACCGAGCCAAACCCACGUUCGGGCGAAGGAAACAAACUCAAAAGAAGGUUGAAUUACGGAAGGUAGGGAAAGAUCUGAGCCAUGGCGUCUUAUAACAAUGAACCUGCAAGGAAUCCUAAUAUGACAAUCAACUGUAAAGAGCCAUUCAAUGCAGAGCCUCCGACAGAUGUUCUCAGAGAGCACUUUGUUACACCUAAUGAUCAGUUCUAUAUUAGAAACCAUGCACCAGUUCCUAGUCUUGAUGGAAGAACACACAGAGUGACAGUGGAUGGUUUGGUACCUCGCCCAUUGGAGCUAACAGCUGAGCAACUGAGAACAUGGUUUCCUCAGGCAACCGUGAUGGCAACACUAAUGUGUGCUGGAAACAGAAGAACAGAAAUGUCCUCGAUAAAACAAGUCAAGGGCGUUGUUUGGGGGCAUGCUGCUGUUAGUAAUGCUAUCUGGAGAGGACCUAGACUGAGAGAUGUUCUUCUUAUGGCAGGAAUUGAAAAGCUUGAAUCUAGAUGGGAAGACUUGCAUGUUGAUUUUGAGGGAGUUGAUAUCUGCAAGGAGGAUAGAGGCUAUGGUUCAUCAAUUCCACUUUUGAAGGCAUUGGAUCCCAGAGGAGAUGUUAUUGUUGCUUUGGAGAUGAAUGGCAGUGAGCUUCCCAGAGAUCAUGGCUAUCCUAUGAGAAUUGUAGCACCAGGAAUUGUAGGAGCAAGGUCAGUAAAAUGGCUGAAAUCCAUUAGAGUUCUUGGACAUGAAUCUACAAAUUAUUACCAGAAGAGGGAUUACAAACUUUUCUUACCACAUAUUGAUUGGGAUACUGUAGAUGAUUGGUGGGAGAAAUCACCAUCCAUUCAAGAAUUACCAGUCCAAGCAGCUGCUAUUAGACCUCAACAAGGAGAAUCCAUUACCCCUGGCACUCCUUACACUAUCAAAGGUUAUGCCUUAUCUGGAGGAGGCAGGAGGAUCAUCCGUGUGGAUGUUUCUCUUGAUGGAGGCAAGAGAUGGGAUAUUGCUCGCCUGUUUACCAAAGUGAAUGAGAAUCAGACGAAAGCAAACACCAAGUGGAGCUGGGAAUUCUGGGAAUAUCCUGUCCAAUCCUUCCCUUCUCCUUGUGAAGUAGUGGUCAGAGCAUGGGAUGAUGCUAGUAACACCAUGCCGGAUGACAUGAGCUCCAUCUGGAACCUUAGGGGAGUGUUGAAUAACUCCUGGGUUCGUAUCAAAGUUCCUGCCAAGGCUAAGUUUUAAAUCUUAUGAGGAACAGAAGGACCCAAUCUUGGUUUCCAUUUCUGAAAUUUGCUGAUGAAUAAUUCUUCCAUGCAGUAUUGAACAGAAUUGUUGAAUCAAAUUUUAUCACAGAUACUAUAUUGCAAGAAAGUUUUUAACUGUUUACUGAGAAUGUGUGUAUAAUUCCUUUCUUUGUGAUCAGCAUUGUCAUUGUAUUGACAGCUGUAUAUAGUGCUUGACAGCUGGUGUCAUGCAAUAAUGAAAUGCAUUGUUCAACAUCAGCUCUGACAUUCUAAAAAAAAAAGUUCUCAUGCCUAAAGUGUGCAUUACGCUAUUAAAUUCAGAACACUGACAUUUUUUUUCAUUGUAUGUUUUUUACUACUACAACAUUAAUGCAUUUUAAGAUAAUGACUCAUUAUCAUUGUGUUUUUGACAGCUAUAUAAUUGAUAGCUUUAUCAUUUAUAAGACUAGUAUUAGUUUUUUGUUUUUUUCCUUUUAUUGUGCAUUGUUGAUGUGAUUACAAAGUAACCAACAUGUUAGCAGAGAUUUUUUAAUGCAUAUUGUAGAUGGAAUAUGUAAGGAAAGUAAAGUGAGUAUUCUGAGGCUUUGUGUUUAUGAAUAAGUUUAUGAAUAUAGUACUAUUUUUUUUCCUAUUUUACUCAGAUAUACCAGUAUUUUCCAUUCUGCAAAAUAACAAUUUUCAGUACAAAUUUAAUUGAUGAUUGUCCAUGAAUAAUCAACAUGAUUAUUUUUCAGCCAAAGUAUCACGUUUGUGAUUCAGCAUUAAUGGACUACCAGUAAAUGCAGUAGAAAUAACCAUGCAGCUGAAUUUCUAAAUUCCCCUUUGAAUAUUUGUCAUGCAUACAAUAUCCACAAGAGGGUAUGAUAAACAAAAACAAGAGUUAUAUACAUUAGUUUUUUAUCACAAUCCCUUUGCUUGUUCAAUGAUGAUUUGUGGGGUUUGAUUUUCUAUCUGUUAUGAUUUGUAAGCUUCAUCAAUCUUUAAAAAAAUGUAAUUUCAUGUUUUAAAGGUGAUCUACGAGAUGAAUAUAGCUUCAAAUACUGUAAUGCCUUGAAUGCCUACAUGUAAGAAAUGACAAUAUUGAUUGAAAUGAAAACGCAACUUGUAUUCUAGUAACAAUGGCAUUGUUCUCUGAUCCAUAUUUGGCCACUUAAAUAUGAAGUU
Lytechinus variegatus (green sea urchin) is the source of this 2439-nucleotide messenger RNA. RefSeq names its product sulfite oxidase-like (gene suox). The transcript has 12 exons. Bases 122 to 1273 code for a protein of 383 amino acids. Gene Ontology annotation, molecular function: oxidoreductase activity; molybdopterin cofactor binding; molybdenum ion binding. Gene Ontology annotation, cellular component: mitochondrion. The record is from RefSeq and is a predicted model, not a curated record. NCBI's taxonomy places the organism in Eukaryota, Metazoa, Echinodermata, Echinoidea, Temnopleuroida, Toxopneustidae.